UGCGAGCACUACAUAUGUUUUGAGCGCCGGACACGUUAUUUCGUCCAUAUUUUUAUUUUUCUCUCUGAUAUUUUCUUAAUACUUUCAUGUCUUCGAAUAUCGGUUUUGUUUAAUUUUUUUUUAUCUACACUUUCGUCAUCAUGGAAUAUAUGGGAUACCUGUACAGAAACACAGAAACCAGACCAAACGGACUUAGGUUGUAUGUGUGCGACGUAGUUGGAUGUUCUGCUACCGCAAAAAAGACCGUCUACGGCCACGUUACUUUGACGCGCCCACACAGCCAUCAGACGCACGACCAAAACUCGGAGGGUGACGAUGAAAACGCGCAUCUGAUCGAAACGCUAGAAUUUAAGGCUGCCCUGAGAGCGAAAGUAAACAGCGGCCAUGGGAGGUUAAUCGAUAUUUACAAAUCUGAAGCUCUCAAAUAUCCAAUAGGUGCUGUCAAUUAUCCAUGGAGUUCUGCUUGUUCGUUAAUGACUCGAAUGAGUAAAAACGGUUUUCCAGCAGUACCAAACACGCUCGUAGAACUUGAUAGCUUGUUCAUGAAUGGUGUACUAAAUCGGUUUUCUAUCAACGGCCAUAACAUGUACAAAGGUUAUGUGACAAACAACGAAGGAAAAUCAUCUAUUGUUUUUGCAUGUCGUACUUUAGUUGAACUAGUUUUGAGACUAAAUCCCACUAAUAUGUAUGUUGACCAAACAUUUAGUAUCACUCCGCCGAAACCGAAAUCAGUGGAAUUAUUAACUAUACACUUCGAAAUUGAUGACUAUAGUUUUCCCGUUAUAUACUGUUUGAUGGAAGAUAAAAGUUUUAACUCGUACUACAAUCUUAUUUGUUUUAUUAAAAACAAUAUAUUACCAGAUUACUGUCCCCGUAAUAUUUUUUCGGAUAUUAACUUGUAUUUAGUAUCUCCAUUAGGGUUUUAUUUUCCUACUGCGUCUAUUGAAUGUACUUGGUUUCAGCAUAAUCAGAUUUUAUAUGAACAUAUGGUACGUUUCGGCUACUUAAAUCUAAUCAUGAACAGUGGAAUCGCCUUCAGGUGUUUAAAAAUGUUGAUGGUGCUGCCAUUACUACCACCGAAUAAAAUAGAAACAGGGUUUGAAGAAGUGAAAGCGUAUGCGAUGAGAAUGCGAGUCCACAUGCCCCAAAUAUUUAACUAUUAUAGAUGGCAUUGGCUGUAUCAAAUUGGCACGAAUAGUAUAUCUGUUUACUUGAAACCAACAAAAACAAUCGACAACAUUGAGUUAUUUCAUAAAAAGUUUGAUCGCACCCUUCGAAGUUCGCCCACUAUUUGGACAUUUCUCAGUGGUAUUUAUAAUCUUAAUAGCAUAUACGCCACAGAAGCAAAUCGGCUUAUUCAGGGAGGUUUUCCAGCAAGAAGUUUUAGAUGUCAGCUUAUGUACAAUAAUUUAAAGAUUAAAGUCAACACUCAACGACUGAUGGCAGGCAGAGUUACAAUCAAAGACUUUAUACUUUUAUGUUCAGAAACUCUAAACGGUUAUGAAGAACAUUUGAGAUCUUGGGCUGUUAAAACGUCUAUGAAUAAUGCAUUAAAUCAAGAUCUGAAUGGUGAAAGUUCUGGUACUGAUGUUGAAAUGAAUGAUGAUGAUUUUGGAAUAUCCAACAACGUUGCUCAUGAAAAUUUAGAGCAACAACAACAACAACAACAACCACCACCACAACCUCCACAACCACAACAACAACAACCCCCACAACCACAACCCCCACAACAACAACAACCACCACAACCACCACAACCACCACAACCACCACAACCACCACAACCACCACAACCACCACAACCACCACAACUACCACAACAACAACCACCACAACAACAACAACCACGACUACAACAGUUACAACAACUACAACAUGAACUCGAACGCAUAGUUAACAGUACUGAUCCUAGUGAAGACAUGCCAGCUUCACCAGCAUCCGAUGUUCAGUCUCCAGAAAUCCAUGGAUAUUGUAUGGUCUGUUUUACAACGAAACGAGAACGCAAGUACAUAAUUUUACCUUGUGGCCAUUCUUGGAUGUGUCAAAAGUGUUGUAACCGAGGUUUAAAAACAUGUCCAUACUGCAGAGAAGAAAUACAAAGUUUUGUACGCGUUUUGGAAACAACCAUAUAAUUAUAUACCACCGACUAAAGUAAAUUUUAUUAAGAUACAAUCUCCAUGCAAAAUGUUUACUACUUCCAUUUUAUUUUCAAUAUGUUAUUUACACUUAUGUCGGUGGAAGCAAUAAUUGUUCCUACUACUCAGUAUGCAAUUUUGUCUCAAAAACGCAGCAUAGAUCUUUUUGACGGAGAUUGUAUCUAUUUUUUUUUUUUGUACAUGA
This is a messenger RNA of Melanaphis sacchari, 2340 nucleotides long. RefSeq lists its product as uncharacterized. The transcript has 8 exons. Bases 141 to 2132 code for a protein of 663 amino acids. NCBI's taxonomy places the organism in Eukaryota, Metazoa, Arthropoda, Insecta, Hemiptera, Aphididae. The record is from RefSeq and is a predicted model, not a curated record.